UCCGGUUGUGUUCUUCUGGAGCUAUCCAACGGUUGCCGUGGAAACAAUAAACAGGUCGACAGUCGGGCGCACCGUGCACCGGAGUUAGCUAGCUAGCUAAUACACCAUGGACUUUACUCUGCAACCGUCUGACCACACCGUGAAGCAGAGCCAAAGAAAGGGCUCCUGUCAAGAAUGAGAGCUGAUGUUAAUAUGGAGGCCACCAGGUCCAAACAGUCUGUCCAGCUGGGGCACCAGACUACUGAGAGACGCUGCACACCAUGCCCAGACAGCGGGGAAGCAGGAGGCUCAUCCAAGGAUCAGAAGGUCACAGCUGUGGUCCAGCAAUGCAACCAAGAUGAAGGCAAAAGCCCGCAAACAAGUACACCUCCUGAGGGUAAAGUUCGCCACAGUUUUGUCAGAUUACCUGCUCUUAACCCAGAAAGAGUGAAGACAGCCAAAGCUCUUGUGGACAAAGCUGUCAAGAUGCGUAAGGUCUUUUAUGUCCAGGGCCCUUACCCUGUCAUCAGGGCAGCAUUGAGGUCCAGAGGCUGGGUAGAGCAGCGUGUGCACCCCCCAAACCACCAUGCUCACCAGCGCCACAGCGAUGAGGGCAGAGCCAGCUCUAAUGAUGCUGGUGACAGUGAUGACGACGACGGUGAUUCAGAUGAAAGUAUGACUGUUUCAGAAAUGCUAUUACUGGGUGUGGAUAUCUAUCUAUAUCCCAGCAUUAAUUUACAAUACUUAUUUUUCUCAGACAGCGUCCAGAAAGAGCAGGAUCCAGAUGGACUAUAUAAUCUCAUGUCUCGACUGGUGCGGAAUGAAAUGGUUUAUUUCUAUUGGACAAACCGUAGAGACGCCAUCAACAACAACAGCUUGCAAAAAGAACAGAUCACCAAUCAUUUUGCAAAAGCAGGCAGCUUCACCACCAAGGUGGGGUUGUGUGUGAACCUUAGGAACCUGCACUGGUUUGACUCAGCUGACCCAGACACCUUCUUCCCUCGCUGUUACAGACUAGGAGCAGAGGAUGAGAAGCACGCUUUUAUUGAGGACUACAAGAGGACUGCCUGCUCCAGUUUUUUGAAGUACAUUGUGGAGAGGGAGCAGGUUGUUCAGGGAGAGGGAACGAGCCACAACCUUCAGGAGAGAAAACUAGGCAAACGGCACUCUAGACCAGUAGUCCUUUCCAAAAUGGUUAAGAGCGCACUCAAAAUGUGCCACGAGUUUCUUGAGAGUCUGCAGCAUAAUGACAUAGACAUGAACUUGGAGACACCACAAACACUUACAAAGGAGGAGUGGGCAGAGUUUAUCAACAGUUACUACCUUGUUGUUCAUGGAGGAGCAGAGAUCGAGAACAGUGAUCAUUUUGUGACCUGCUGCAAAGCCAUGUUACAGAGGCUGGCGGAGGUCAGUCCACAACUGCACAUAGAUGGCAUACACAACAUCUGGAUCAUCAAACCUGGAGCUAAGUCCAGGGGAAGAGGUAUCAAAUGCACCAGGCGUUUGGAUCAGAUCCUCAGGCUGGUUGACGGUAAUCCAACUCUAAUCAAAGAAAGCAAGUGGGUGGUGCAGAAGUACCUGGAGCGCCCCUUGCUGAUCUAUGGCACCAAAUUUGACGUGCGGCAGUGGUUCCUGGUCACCGACUGGAACCCCCUGACUGUGUGGUUCUAUAAAAAGUGCUAUUUGCGCUUCUCUACGCAGCCUUACUCGCUAGAUACGCUGGAUAGCUCUGUCCACCUGUGCAAUAACUCCAUCCAGAAGCACCUGAGACCCUCCCAACAGCGUCAUCGUGGUAUCCCAGCAGACAAUAUGUGGUCGGAUGACCAGUUCAGGACCUUUCUGUCCAGCCAGGGCCAAGAAGCCCAGUGGCAAACAGUAGUAGUCCCCGGGAUGAAAAAAGCUGUGAUCCACGCAUUACAGACAACACAGGAUCUGAUGGAGUCACGCAAAAACACAUUUGAGCUCUAUGGUGCUGACUUUAUGUUUGGUCAUGACCUGCGUCCAUGGCUGUUAGAACUUAAUGCCAGUCCCACUAUGGCUCCCUCCACGGCUGUGACAGCCCGCCUCUGUACCGCUGUGCAGGAAGACACAUUACGAGUUGUCCUGGACUGGCGAGCAGACCGCACUGCAAACACUGGAGACUUUCAGCUCAUAUAUAGACAGGCAGCAAUUGAUGUGCCACAGUAUGUAGGAGUCAACCUGCUUGUUGAGGGCUUCAAGGUCAAGUGUCCCUGCCCACUUCCUCCACUGAGGUCCUCCAACUGUUCAACACCGAAACGCCGCCGUCCUGUCAAAGAGAAGGAACCCGCAGGAGAAAAAGUAAAGCCUCUGCCUAAGAUGUUGUUGAAGAGUGCAGAGACUCAGGUCCAAAACAUCAGCAGUGGGGUUCUGCCACCUUCUCCUCUUCCUCCUGAGCUGCCUGGGCCCUUCCCUAUUGAAACUUUCACAAUUCACCUGCCAUUGACUGUGAAGUCCAUCCACGUGCCUAUUAGUGGCCAGUCUCACUCUGUACUUUUGUGGAAGAGGAGACCAGAAGUAUCAAAAGUCUGCUCAGAGAAAGACCAACCCCGUACCAUAGAGAAGCACCAAGGCCCUUCAUUGUCUUUGGAGAUUAAUGUUCCAAAACAGUCCAGACAAGCAACCACCAGCACCUUGAGUGCCUAAAA
This is a messenger RNA of Etheostoma cragini (Arkansas darter), 2645 nucleotides long. RefSeq names its product tubulin monoglycylase TTLL3-like. The coding region runs from base 175 to 2643 and encodes 822 amino acids. Lineage: Eukaryota; Metazoa; Chordata; Actinopteri; Perciformes; Percidae. Gene Ontology annotation, biological process: protein polyglycylation; cilium assembly; cilium movement. The transcript is spliced from 13 exons. Gene Ontology annotation, cellular component: cilium. The record is from RefSeq and is a predicted model, not a curated record. Gene Ontology annotation, molecular function: protein-glycine ligase activity, initiating.